Molecule: messenger RNA, 1262 nt
Organism: Patella vulgata (common limpet)
Lineage: Eukaryota; Metazoa; Mollusca; Gastropoda; Patellidae
Product: eukaryotic translation initiation factor 3 subunit M
Exons: 9
Coding region: 63-1214 (383 amino acids)
Biological process (GO): cytoplasmic translational initiation
Cellular component (GO): eukaryotic translation initiation factor 3 complex; cytoplasm
Molecular function (GO): translation initiation factor activity
Source: RefSeq, a predicted model, not a curated record
CCAAUCCACGCCUUCUUAAUGUGAAAGAUCUAAUUUCCGCCAUAUUGGUUUUAUUCGGCAGCAUGAGUAUUCCAGUGAUAAUAGAUAUUGCUGUUCCAGAUCAGACAGCAGAACUGCGAAGUUUUUUAAAAUCAUCUGGAGCUGAAAUAUCGGGUGAAAAUGCCGAGGCUGGACUUUUGGUUGACUUGAAAAACAUCAUUGAAGCCAGUGAUAUUUGCUGGAAAGAACUCAACAGUGAUGCUGACAUUGAAAUGGUAUUUAACGGUGUUAUAUCUUUGGUUUUAUUACUACCACCCAAUGAAGCAGAAAGUGUGGUUACACUGUUUUGUGAAAAAGUAGGAAAAGCUCCAGCAACAGACAAAAGAAUAAACAUCAGAUUAAAAAUGUUGUCGAAUCUGUUCCAUGGUGUUGAAGCUUCUUCUCCAUUACGUUAUGUUGUAUAUCUAAGUCUAGUACGUUUAGCGGGACAGGCAGACAUGUUGAGUAUGGCACCUACAGAUCUAGAUGAGAUAAAAGUAUGGAUAGCUAAAUGGGACAUCAGUGCACAGAAAGUACAGACAUUAUUAAGAACGCUUCACAAUGCUUUAACACUUGCAAAAGCCAUAAAUUCAACUAAAGUAUUGAUUGAGUUACUAGGAACAUAUACAGAAGAUAAUGCCUCACAAGCUAGAGAAGAUGCUCAUAAAUGUAUUGUAACUUGUCUAGCUGAUAAAGAUAUGUUUUUAAUGGAUCAUCUACUCACUUUAAAACCAGUUAAAUUUUUAGAAGGGGAACUAAUACAUGAUCUUCUCACAAUCUUUGUUUCGGGCAGAUUAGCUCAGUAUCAACAAUUUUAUAAAAAUAACACAGAUUUCGUCACAUCAUUUUUAGGUUUAUCACAUGAAGAUAAUUUACAGAAGAUGAGAGUUUUAACUUUUAUGCAGACAGUAGAGAAUAGAAAAGAAAUAGAUUAUUCUACUAUAGAGAAAGAAAUGCAGAUAGAUGAAGUUGAUGUUGAAGAAUUUAUUAUCAAUGUUUUGAGGACGAAAACAGUUCAAGCCACAAUUGACCAAAUGCAGAAAAAAGUGAUAAUAAAUUGGACAACACAUCGUACAUUUGGAAAACAACAAUGGCAACUACUGCGACAAAAGUUGGCCAGUUGGCAGACUAAUCUGUCUAAUGUAGAAGCCAGUCUGCAUUCAUUAGCGGCCAUGUCCCAAACACCUGCAUCGUAAUAUUAUUUAAUAUAAUGACUAUCAAAAUGGAUAAAUAGUUUAAAACCA